AAGAGAUGUGGUGACGCUUACCCCAGAAACCAGCUCAGUUCGGGGCGUUGUCAGGCUCCUAAAUGACAGUGGUGUUGGACUGGGUGCUGCCUCGGGGUCAUCUGCUGGAGUUGGGGUGGAGCCCUGCCUCUGCCCUGCGGGCCGGGGUCUUCAGGGUUGGGGACAGCUGGCCUCUGCUGCGGAGCUAAUCCAGAAGGGCAGCUAAUCGCGCUCUGUGCCCAGCAGAGGGCCCUGCCUGGCCCAGCCAGGGCGGGAGGGAGCUGCUGGGCCCCCGGAGCAGGCUGGCAAUGCCAGACGCCUGGUGGGGGCGGACCCAGCGGCCAGCUGCCUGUCUCAAGUCAGCCCGGCACUCGGUCCGGCCUCACCUCCUCUCGUGGACAGCUGCCUCCCGCUCGUCCGGCCAUGCGGUGGCUGUGGCCGCUGGUCGUCUCUCUCGCCGUGGCGUCAGCUGUGGGGCCCCGCAGAAUCCCCGGGGGCGCCGCCCUGCAGCGGGGCCGGUCUGUGCGAGGCACCGAGGAGGAGGAGGAGGGGGCCAAGGGGGUGCAGCAGUAUGUGCCCGAGGAGUGGCCUGAGUACCCCCGGCCCAUCCACCCUGCCGGCCCCCAGCCCACUGAGCCCGGGGUGGCCACCAGCCCCCACCCGGACGGGGCUGUGCGCGCUGGGGGCAAUGCGACAGGGACGCCGGGCCGGCCGCUGCAGAUGCAGAACCCCCUAUACCCAGUGACCGAGAGCUCGUAUGGGGCCUACGCGGUGCUGCUCCUGGCCCUGGUGCUGUUCGCCGUGGGCAUCGUGGGGAACCUGUCGGUCAUGUGCAUCGUAUGGCACAGCUACCACCUGAAGAGCGCCUGGAACUCCAUCCUCGCCAGCCUGGCCCUCUGGGACUUCCUGGUCCUCUUCUUCUGCCUCCCUGUCGUCGUCUUCCACGAGAUCACCAAGCAGAGGCUGCUGGGCGAUGCUUCUUGCCGGGCGGUGCCCUUCGUGGAGGUCUCCUCUUUGGGCGUCACCACCUUCAGUCUCUGUGCCCUGGGCAUCGACCGCUUCCACGUGGCCACCAGCACCCUGCCCAAGGCGAGGCCCAUCGAGCCGUGCCCAUCCAUCCUGGCCAAGCUGGCGGUCAUCUGGGUGGGCUCCAUGACGCUGGCCGUGCCCGAGCUCCUGCUGUGGCAGCUGGUGCAGGAGCCCAGCCCCACCGUGGGCACGGUGGACACGUGUGCCAUGAAGCCCUCGGCCCGCCUGCCCGAGUCCCUCUACUCGCUGGUCAUGACCUACCAGAACGCACGCAUGUGGUGGUCCUUCGGCUGCUACUUCUGCCUGCCCAUCCUCUUCACGGUCACCUGCCAGCUGGUGACGUGGCGGGUGCGGGGCCCACCCGGCAGGAAGCCGGAGUGCCGGCCGGGCAAGCAUGAGCAGUGCGAGGGCCAGCUCAGCAGCACCGUGGUGGGCCUGACCGCCGUCUACGCGCUCUGCACCCUCCCCGAGAAUGUGUGCAACGUGGUGGCUGCCUACCUCUCAGCCACGCUGGCCCGCCAGACCCUGGACCUCCUGGGCCUGGUCACCCAGUUCUCUACCUUCCUCAAGGCAGCCGUCACACCCGUGCUCCUUCUGUGCGUGUGCCGGCCGCUGGGCCGCGCCUUCCUGGACUGCUGCUGCUGCUGCUGCGAGGGCUGCGGUGGGGCUGCGGCAGGCGGUGUGGACGGCAAGCUCAAGACGGAGAUGGCCGCCUCCGCCUACUUCCACAAGCCUAGGGAGGCGCCCCUCCUGGCCUUGGGCACGCCCUGCUGAGGCCCGGCUGGGCAGGACGAUGCCCGGUCCCCACAGGCCCUGCUCUCCAGAGACGGACUUGGCUCCCCUUGCUGGAGUCCAGGCGUGUUGGGACCCCCUCCCUGAGCCCCUUCCCUGUCCCUCUGGGGCCACCUGUCCCCUUGCUGGUGGGCGGUGAUCCUCCAGGUCCUUAGAGCUGCUGGGAGCCAGACCCUCACCUGGACCCAGCUCUGCCACCUGUCCCCGUCUGGAGCCUGAGUACACCUUCCUUGUGUCCCUCUUGGCACCGUGCGUCCUGGACGGCGGCCUUGGGGGCUCGCAGCUGGGCUCUUCCCUGGUGGGAUCGUCCCAGCCCUGGACGCCUCCUUCAGGCGCUGUCUAUUUUCCAGGAGGAUUUCUCUCUCCAUUCCCCUCUCCUUCUCUGAUGUACCUUGGUUAUCCUAUCCCCACAUCCUUGUCAGCACCCCCAUGCCCCACCCCCGGUAGAAGGCCCUUCUUGGAAACAAUAAACUAGAUAGAACUAGCCCUGUGCCCACAGGACUUUCUUGUGCCACAUCCUGGCAGCACCCAGAUGCACUGGGCCUUCCCCUCCUGGCCACCGUUGGCCCUUCCCAACCUGUGGCUGGUGUCCUAUGGGACCCUGUGGAUGGAGGAGGGGGGCGCUGGGGCACUCUGACCUCAUGCCAGCCUGAGCCCAUUGUUCCCGGGAGGUCAAACACAUCUCCUCUGGAGCCCCCCGCCCCCCAAAGCCCCCACUGGAGGGAAACCAGCAGCCUUUCCUCCUGAGCAGGGGCUUCCAGCCGCUCUGACUGUGACUGCGGCUCUUGUUCAGCUUCUGAGAAUGGACUGUUUGGCCUGCAGACGGCCCAGCUGCCUGUCCCCUGCUUGCCCCCACCCCACCCCACCCCACCACCCCCUUCCUGGCAGCCAGGGCUCUCUCAAUGCCCCACAGCCUUCCGCCCUCUCACUGGUCCCCCGGGCCCUUCCAGAGGCCCCCUUAGCCCUGUCCGGGCCCAGCGAAGUGGGCACGAGGCCAAGCAGAGGGGCGCCUCAGCCUAGGCCAUGGAGCACUCCGGGUCCUGCCAGCCCACCCUUCCCGCUGAAGUGAGCUGUGGGUCCCGUGGAGAUUUCUGCUGCCAGCUCUGCCCAGAAGCCCUGUGCCAGCCUCAGGAGGGUCCCCAGGGCCAGGACAGUGAGUGAGACACAGGCAUUGCCCAGUGCCUUGGGCUCUAUCUUCCUCCGGCCACCCCACCCACACCCCUUGGCCUCAGCCUGCCCUGGACCCAGGCCCCCUUCCCCCUUCCUGGGGAUCUUAAUGGCCUCGUUCUCUCUCCCUGGCACCCACCCCCAGGACGGGUGACGCCAAGAGAGAGGGAGGCCGUUGCUAGGUGAUGGCGCUGCCAGGCGCACACUCUUUGUGCUGGAGUGACAUCCACCCACUUCUCGGCAGACCAGCUGCCACAGUGACUGAAGCUCCCAGCUUUGCAGCAACUUAAGAUGGGGGGGGUGCAAGUUGGAGAGGGGCCGAAGGUAGGCUAGUGUGCUAGGGUCACCGGCCCCCUCCCUCUGCAUCCCUCUCGACUUCCGCUCUACCCCCACCCCACCCCUGUCCAAGACGCAUCACUGGCUCCCUAUGGGAUGUCAGGGUAGGGGUGGGGGGCUGGGGUGAAGUCAGGACUCAGCGAGAGCCAGAGGGGGCGCCAGAAUGGGCGGCCGAGAUCAGGGAGGGGUAACUCCGCAUCCCGUUUGGGGGGCUCUGCCACAAAGGCCACCCCCUACCUCUCCCUGCCCCUGGCUGGCCAGCUUGGAGCUGAAGGGGGGAGAAGGUGGCUCCGAGGCCCGGCCACCACCGCUGCCCCGGCCAGCCCGCCAACGUGAGUGGCUUGCAGGAUGAGUCAGCCGGCCAGCAGGCCUUGGGAAAGAGCCACUGUCCCUCCAGCCGGGCCAGCUGGGGGAACAAUGUGGCGUUUGUUGCCUGGGUGGGAGCCAGGCUGGCAGUGGUGGGUGGUGGACCUGAGCUGGGUCUUUAGGGGACCAGCCCUCAGACCCUGAUACCAGCCAGGUUGGGAGCCAGCCCCCUGCACCCCACCUCAGGACACACACCUUGCAGAAUCACCUCCCUCCCGCCAGAAGGGACGCCGUUACCAGAUCCCCACCCCCCAACCCCAGCAUGGAGGCCUGGAAUCACCGAUCAGGACCAACAGAUACUGUUCCAGCACCUUCCCUCCUUCCUUUUGGGGGUUAUUUCUCCAGAACGGCAGCGCAGGCUUGGCCAGCCAUGUAUGGGUCCCACACCCGGUGCACACAUAUGCACGGUCUGGCCUAUCAGGGACCUGCUAUGCAGGCACAAGGCAGGAUGCCCGCCUGCUGUUAACCAGCUCAGCCUGUCUUAUCUCAAGGCUCAGCUUCGUGAGGCUACAGGAGGCGAGAAAGGCAGAUCAGGCCUGAGACUCCCUGUCCUGCCCUCACCUCCUGGGCCACCUCCACAGCCAGGAGAGCCCAGGGGAACAGCCUGGCCUCAAAGGGCUUGUGUCCCACUCCCAAGGAGCUGGAAGCCACCGAGUAAUCUAGCGCCACCUCCUUCUUUCCUCAAACUCCCCUGUCCAGGCUGGAGCCUCCAGGCCAGACUCUGCUCCCAAGACCUGGGAGGCGGCCUUCUCCCUGCAGAAGCUGCAGAGGUGCCAAGCAGGGGAGCCUCCUGCAGGGGGCGGGGCGGAGGAGGCGGGGCUUAUGCUAAAACUGGGUCAAGAUGGCCCGGGAUCUGGGGAUCAAGGCUCUAGGGCCACAGCAGCGGGCCACGGUGGGCGGGCAGCUCUGAAGUGGGGUGGGUGAGGAUGGGCUGGGAGUGGCCAGGAGAGGGAGGGCGAGGCCUCUCCCAGGAAGCCAGCAGACUCGACACCAAGGGAAAAGCACUCAAGGGGAAGCCCUGGGCUCUGCAAGUCUGGCACUGUCCCCGCCCAGCGCUGGCUGCAGGUGCAGUCCCGAACCACUGGGGGUCCCUCCGCACAUGUGGGGGCAGCAGGGCAGCUCCCUACACAGACCUCCUGGACACUCCUGGCCAGCAGCGGCUGGCUCAGGGCUGGGGACACAUGAAAGUCUCCAGAGGAGGAGGUAGGAGGCUGGAGGCAGGCGUUGGGAGGUUGCCUCCUCUGCAAAGGGCCAUUGCGUGUGUGCUCAGACUGAGCUGGUGCCUCCCUCUGGCCGUUGUGCCUGGGGUGGCGGUGGCCCGAGUCCCUGGGCCUGCGGGCAUCCCACACCACCCAUGGAAAAUAAGCCGCACCAUGGACCCCCCCCAACACAAAAUCGUCAUUUAUUCUUGUUAGGAGGCAAAAAAAUGUACAGUUACAAGAAUCACUUUCCAAACAGAGGUUAAAUAUGAGCUGAAAAGUGUAAAAAAGGAAGAGGAACAUCACUUUACAAAUCAUUAAAUUAAACAAAUAAACAAACAGAAAACAAAA
Sus scrofa (pig) is the source of this 5219-nucleotide messenger RNA. RefSeq names its product G protein-coupled receptor 37 like 1 (gene GPR37L1). Gene Ontology annotation, biological process: adenylate cyclase-inhibiting G protein-coupled receptor signaling pathway; positive regulation of MAPK cascade. Gene Ontology annotation, molecular function: G protein-coupled peptide receptor activity. Gene Ontology annotation, cellular component: plasma membrane; signaling receptor complex. The record is from RefSeq and is a predicted model, not a curated record. NCBI's taxonomy places the organism in Eukaryota, Metazoa, Chordata, Mammalia, Artiodactyla, Suidae.